CUGACCACAAUACCACUCAAUCCCCUUCUAGCUUCUUCCCGCUAUCUAUACAUACAUACAUAUAUAUAUAUAUAUAUAUAGAGAGAGAGAGAGAGAGAGAGAGUGGUGGUGGUAGUCUUAUUUUGCUGUUUUAUGGGCGUGGUAAGCCCCAUUUUCUUCUGCAUUCCUUCUCUGACAGUUCUUUCUCUCCAUCUUCAUUUUUAUCCAUAAAUCACAGGUUUAAUAGACACCAUUUUCAAUCAACAGCCAAAAGACUUAAAUGGCCCUUGUAUCUGCUACAAUUCUGAGCCUAAUUGUGCUCUUCAUUUCUAAAGGUGUUUCAGGAUCAACAUUUACAUUUGUGAACAAGUGUGACUUCACACUGUGGCCUGGAAUUCUAGGCAGUCCAAACCUAGACAGCACAGGUUUUGAGCUGACAAAAGGCGGUUCACGUAGCUUUCAAGCUCCAACUGGCUGGUCCGGCAGGUUCUGGGGCAGAACCGGCUGCAACUUCGACGGGUCGGGUCGCGGGUCAUGUUCCACUGGCGAUUGUGGCUCUGGCGAGGUUGAGUGCAACGGCGCCGGAGCAACCCCGCCGGCGACACUCGCUGAGUUCACUCUUGGGUCGGGUUCGCAGGACUUCUAUGACGUCAGUCUCGUUGACGGGUACAAUGUGCCGAUGAUAGUGGAGGCGAUGGGCGGGUCGGGUAUGUGUGCAGCUACGGGUUGUGUGGUGGACCUGAACCGGCAAUGCCCGACGGAACUGAGGGUUGGCAACGGCGAGGCGUGCAAGAGCGCAUGUGAGGCAUUUGGGACGCCGGAGUACUGUUGCAACGGCGCAUACGGCUCACCGUCCACUUGCUCGCCUUCGGUGUACUCACAAAUGUUCAAGUCGGCAUGUCCAAGGUCGUAUAGCUACGCUUAUGAUGAUGCCACGAGUACAUUUACGUGUACAGCUGCAGAUUAUAGAAUCACAUUUUGUCAUAGUGUUUCAAGUCAAAAAGCUUGGAAAGAUUCACCAAAAGCAACGGGUACAACGGAUGGGUCGGAUCAGGCUGGUACGUCAUUGUUGUCCAAUGACGGGUCAUGGUUGGCAAAUUUAGCAACUGGAGCUUCGACCCGAACACACCCUUCUUCUACUAUUCAAUUAGCAUUAAUUGUUUCUGCCAUUUCUCUCUCACUUUCGUUCUUACAUUUGUAGUCUCACAUGUUUCUUGUGUCCACCUUUGAAGAUACAUUUUAGAGAGAGAAAACAGAAGAGAGAGAAUCAACGGGUACGAGUUUAAAUCCUUUGCAAUACAGCACAAGCUGAUUGUACCGUGACAAAAUUCAAAUUGUAAGAAACAACUUUCGAAUUAAUUAGCAUAAAUAAACUAUGUAUAGUGAUCUUUUUGUUUAACAAGUACAUAUUUAUA
Cornus florida is the source of this 1394-nucleotide messenger RNA. RefSeq names its product thaumatin-like protein 1. Gene Ontology annotation, cellular component: extracellular region. The transcript has 3 exons. Gene Ontology annotation, biological process: defense response. The coding region runs from base 260 to 1180 and encodes 306 amino acids. Lineage: Eukaryota; Viridiplantae; Streptophyta; Magnoliopsida; Cornales; Cornaceae. The record is from RefSeq and is a predicted model, not a curated record.